AUGCCGCCAAAGAGAGUCGGUGGCCGUUCCAACAAGGGCGUUAUUAGCUCUACUUACGAAGCUUUCACAUCUCCCGAAAAUGCUUCCGUCGUACGGAGCGUAGCAAUCUUCGGCGCUGCGGUGGCUUUUCUAGCGAGUCCCUGGAGCGAAUACCUUCUUCCGCCGUGA
Molecule: messenger RNA, 168 nt
Organism: Daldinia vernicosa
Lineage: Eukaryota; Fungi; Ascomycota; Sordariomycetes; Xylariales; Hypoxylaceae
Product: putative TOM core complex subunit Tom6
Exons: 2
Coding region: 1-168 (55 amino acids)
Source: RefSeq, a predicted model, not a curated record